Molecule: messenger RNA, 357 nt
Organism: Paramuricea clavata
Lineage: Eukaryota; Metazoa; Cnidaria; Anthozoa; Malacalcyonacea; Plexauridae
Source: the annotation of a GenBank genome assembly
AUGCCCGUGGCCUUAAAAACUGACCACAAACCUUUGGUCUCAGCUCUAGAGAAAGCUUCAGACACGGCCACACCCUUCCAGAGACGUCACCUUUCCUUCGUGAGCCAAUUCUCUAAAGACAUCGCACACCAGCCGGGUAGCACGAACGUUAUCGCGGAUGCACUCUCCAGAAGCGACCCGGUUGAUUUUCUCAUUGACGACGAGGAAGUUGACGACGAUGACGAUGACGUGCUGGCUUCCAUUUUCUCAGUUUCCAAUUGUUCGCCAAAAGACUUCCUAGCAUCACAAGUUGCAGACUCAAGCCUCAUGAAGUGGAUCGACCACCACCUUAAUGACGACUCAUCCCCUUUUUCUCCG